Molecule: messenger RNA, 5312 nt
Organism: Pan troglodytes (chimpanzee)
Lineage: Eukaryota; Metazoa; Chordata; Mammalia; Primates; Hominidae
Gene: RMP64
Product: nucleolus and neural progenitor protein
Exons: 9
Coding region: 90-1790 (566 amino acids)
Biological process (GO): positive regulation of Notch signaling pathway
Cellular component (GO): nucleus
Source: RefSeq, marked provisional
GGCCCGGACUGGGUCCCAUCGCCCCACCUCCGGUCGCUCGACGUGCUCUCGCGUAGUUCCGCCUUUCUUAAGUCCCCCCGCCUCGCAAGAUGGCUGCGGUGCCGCCGGGCCCGGAGCCGUGGAACCGUGUGAGAAUCCCUAAGGCGGGGAACCGCAGCGCAGUGACAGUGCAGAACCCCGGCGCGGCCCUUGACCUUUGCAUUGCAGCUGUAAUUAAAGAAUGCCAUCUCGUCAUACUGUCGCUGAAGAGCCAAACCUUAGAUGCAGAAACAGAUGUGUUAUGUGCAGUCCUUUACAGCAAUCACAACAGAAUGGGCCGCCACAAACCCCAUUUGGCCCUCAAACAGGUUGAGCAAUGUUUAAAGCGUUUGAAAAACAUGAAUUUGGAGGGCUCAAUUCAAGACCUGUUUGAGUUGUUUUCUUCCAAUGAAAAUCAGCCCUUAACUACCAAAGUAUGUGUUGUCCCCAGUCAGCCAGUGGUGGAGUUGGUGUUGAUGAAGGUUUUGGGAGCCUGCAAGUUGUUGCUCCGCUUGUUGGACUGCUGCUGCAAAACUUUUCUUUUGACUGUGAAACAUCUAGGUUUGCAAGAGUUCAUUAUUUUAAACCUUGUGAUGGUUGGGCUGGUGAGCAGGUUAUGGGUUCUCUAUAAAGGUGUCUUAAAAAGGUUGAUUUUGUUAUAUGAGUCUUUGUUUGGAUUGCUUCAAGAGGUCGCUAGGAUUCAACCAAUGCCUUACUUCAAAGAUUUUACCUUUCCUUCUGAUAUCACUGAAUUUUUAGGACAGCCAUAUUUUGAAGCCUUUAAGAAAAAAAUGCCUACAGCUUUUGCAGCUAAAGGAAUAAAUAAAUUGCUAAAUAAACUGUUUUUAAUAAAUGAGCAGUCACCAAGAGCCAGUGAAGAAACCUUACUUGGAAUUUCAAAAAAAGCUAAACAAAUGAAGAUCAAUGUACAGAAUAAUGUGGAUCUUGGACAGCCAGUAAAGAAUAAGAGAGUCUUCAAAGAAAAGUCAUCAGAAUUUGAUGUGAGGGCUUUCUGCAACCAGCUGAAACACAAAGCUACUCAGGAGACCAGUUUUGAUUUUAAAUAUUCUCAAUCCAGACUAAAGACAACCAAGUAUUCUUCUCAGAAAGUGAUAGGAACUCCUCAUGCCAAAAGUUUUGUGCAAAGAUUCCGAGAGGCUGAGUCCUUCACACAACUUUCUGAAGAAAUCCAGAUGGCAGUUGUAUGGUGCAGGAGCAAAAAACUCAAGGCUCAGGCCAUUUUUCUGGGUAACAAACUUCUUAAAAGCAACCGGCUUAAACAUCUGGAAGCUCAAGGUACUAGUUUGCCAAAGAAACUAGAGUGCAUAAAAACGUCUAUUUGCAACCACCUUCUUCGUGGCUCAGGUAUCAAAACUUCAAAGCAUCAUCUGAGACAGAGAAGAUCACAGAAUAAAUUUUUACGGAGACAGAGGAAACCACAGAGAAAGUUGCAGUCGACUCUUUUAAGGGAAAUUCAGCAGUUCUCUCAAGGGACUUGGAAGAGUGCUACAGAUACCAGUGCUAAGUGGAGACUCUCACACUGUACUGUGCAUAGAACUGAUCUCUACCCUAACAGUAAGCAGCUCUUGAAUAGUGGAGUUUCAAUGCCUGUCAUACAAACUAAGGAGAAAAUGAUUCAUGAAAAUCUUAGAGGCAUCCAUGAAAAUGAAACUGAUUCGUGGACGGUGAUGCAAAUAAAUAAAAACAGUACAUCAGGAACCAUUAAGGAGACAGAUGACAUUGAUGAUAUUUUUGCUUUAAUGGGAGUUUAGAUCUUCGUUCAUAUGUGAGACUUUUAAGUGAUUAACAAGGCUAGUUCAGUGUUCUAAGUAGAACUGCUAAGAUCUGGAAGUACCACCUGGACUCACAGAGGAGCUGCUUUAGUGCAGCAUUGCACAGGAGUUCAUUUCAGUUCAGUCUACAUUUAAAGUAGCAUUGUGUCAUUUCAUCAACAAGUAUUUUUUUUUGGCUUCAACUACAUGUCAGGUGUUAAUAUGAAAAAUCUGCCACAGCCUACCCUUGAGAAGCAGAUGUAAUUCCUUGAGUGAGGCUAGUAAGUGUCUGAAAAACUGAAUAAUUUUAUGACUUACUAGGCAAUUUAAUAAUCGUUUGCAAAAACCAUUGUGUCUUGAGGUAAAUGAGUAAGGAGGGUGGGGGAUAGCAAGGAAACACCUGAAAGGUCAAUUUGGUCUUAUUGGCUCCAUUAUACAUAGGUCCGCCUCUGAAUACUAAAGUUUGUAGCUCCUGACAGUUAUGUUUUCUUGUUUAUAUGCUGGAAUUGAUCAACAAGGUUUGCCACUGCUUGUAUUACCAGGGACUGGUUACAACCAUUAUUUCUCUUCAUUUGCUCGGCUUAUCUCAUAUUAAAGUGAGUUUGGAGUUCUCCAAAAGGUUUUAAUUUUAUUUAUUUGGGUACCAGUGAUUGAUUCCAAAUAAACCUUUUUACAAAAAGGCCAUAAGGUGGUUUAUGGUUACAUAUGAAAUAUAAUAGGAUAACAGGUAGAUGAGAAAGUAAAAUGAAAAAAUGAGGUUAGGAGAUACAAAGUAGACCCAGGAAUGAGGCUAGAACAUUUAUAAUUUGGUGUUGAUGCUGUCAUCUGAUAGGGGAUGUUGCUCGUACUGUUGCUCUGAGGGGAGUACAUCUUGAGUAUUUUCAAAUAAUGAUGUGAAGUUUGAGGUAGGUAUCUUUCCAAUGUUCUAACUUUACUAGAAUUAGGUUAUUAAGCUUCUCUAGUGCCCUUUUGUUACAUAGAGAUUUAAAGAAAAAGAAAGUAGUACCUUAGUAUGUACCGCAUCCUUCUUUUCCUCAGCCACCCUAUCAUAACAGAAGUUAUUUCCCUUCCAUUCUUUAUUUGGCUUUGUUCUUUCCCUGUCUGCCUUCUCCAUUUUCUCAGUUAUCUCUACCAGUGGUUCUCAAACUUUAGACUUUUUGAGAAUCACCUGGUGGGUUGCUAAAAGAUGCAGAUUAGCCCUUUCCCAGAGACUGAUAAACAGGGGCCAGAAACCUGCAUUUUUAACAUGGAGCCCAGGUGAUUUUGAUCCAGGUGGCCCCCAAAUCCAGUUAUAUAAACACUACUUUAGCUUCUCUCCUGAAGCCUUAAGUAAACUGGUUUAAUUCUUAAUCUGUACUCAGUUUUCAUAUUCCUUUUGGCUUUCUACCAAGUGGUAGUAUCCAUUUAGUGCCUUAAAAUAUAGACAAUACCAAGGAGAUUUCAUUCUAGACAAGUCUAGAAAUGGCCAUUAACUUCUAAGUGUCCUUGUGUUCAAUGAAUUUCCUUUACCUAUUGGGAAAUAGAAGGUAAAUUCAUAAGAGAACUGGUGUAUAGCUUUGUGGACCAUAGGGCUUAUUUGUUGAGAGUUGUCUAUAUUCAUGCACCCAGUCCCCUAAGUAGCCUCUUUUAAGACUUCAUUUAGCUGAUUCAGAAAAAAACUCCCUGGGAAUUACGACAUUUAAGGUUCAGUCUUGCUUCUCCUACUUGUGGCUUCACUGAGCUAGUCAGUUUCCUCUGGCUUAGGUUUUGGAUUUGAAGUGGAAUUUUUUCAAGAAUGAAACUUUUAUAGCUGAAAUAAACUUUGGAGCUUAUCUUUCAUUGGAAAAACCAGGGUGGUUCAGUGAGUUAAGGACAAUAUAGCAUGGACUGGGCUGCCAGUCUAGCAUUUGUUUCUGAAUUCAUUCAUGUUCUUUUGGAGUAUCUUCAUCUCCUCUCAUUUUCCCAUCUUCUGCCCUUUACUAUUCUGGGAAAAUGGCAAAAAAGCUUCACAUGGGUCCACAGAAUGACAAUUUGUAUGUUUAUAAGGAAUUUAGUAUUCUGUAUCAGUUACUUUUUCCAAAUAAAUCCAAAUAUUUAACAUUUAAAAAAAUGCAAUCUAAAGUAUACCAAAUUGUAACUUACCUAGUAAAUGAGAUUAGAAACUAUUGUCAGGGUCAUCAUAGUGAAUUAUUAUUAUUAUUAUUUUUUGAGACAGAGUCUUGUGCUGUUGCCCAGGCUGGAGCACAGUGGUAUGAUCUCAGUUCACUGCACCCUCCACCUCCUGGACUCAAGCUAUUCUCCCACCUCAGCCACCUGAGUAGCUGACACUAUAGGCACCACCAUGCCCUGGCUAAUUUUUAAAAACCUUUGUGUAGAGAUAGGGUUUCACCAUGUUGCUUAGGCUGGUCUCAAACUCCUGGACUCAAGGGAUCCACCCACUUUGGUCUCCCAAAGUGCUGGGAUUACCCACAUCCUAGUACCAAUUUUAUCACUUCUGAUGGCAUUAGGACACACAGGCCAUUUAUAAGAGCAGUGUUUGAGACCUCCUGUGUGUCACUUCCAAUCCUCUUGGCCUUCAUACUAAAGUCACUGCUGUGGCAACCAGUUUCAAGCAGGGCUGAACCUUGCCUCUUGCUCUGGGGAUGUCUCACUUCCUGCCCCUGGGCUUCUCACCAGCUGUAGGAACUGCCUAGCACUUGGGUAUGUACAACCUGGAAGAGGUGUGGGGCCACCCCAUCCCCUCCUCAAAGAAAUUCACAGGCACAGUAUGAGGCUAAAGUAACUUCCAUCUUGGAUGCUAAUCUACCAUGUUGACUUCUGAUAACCAGUUCCUGGAAUGCCCUCUAAGAUUUCUUUUAUCUAUUAAAAGAACACACACACACACUGUAAAUCAUGGCCUUAAGCAAGUUAUAGGCUAUGUUGUAAACAGCAUUCUUGCCUUUCCCUGAGGAGUUGACUUCAGUGUCUCACAUGUUCCUUCAUGUACACCCUUUUCUCUAUGGCAUAAAAGCCCUGGGUCGGGGGGUAACUGUGGGGAUCACUGCCUGAGACAUGGCUUCUGUGUGUAAGUCCCUAUUAAAUGUUUCUUUCUGACAAACUGGAUUUGUUGGCCUCUUUCUUUGGCAUCUCAGCACUCUCAGCCUUUGGGGGUAGGUUGCAUAGACCUGGUCACUAUACAACACAUAUUUCCUAGGACUUAUCACAAGUUCCCUCAAGAUCUAGCACUAGUGCUGUUUCGGCUAACUCAAUGAAUAUGUUAAAAGGCUUGUCUGUCUUGUUUCAUUUUGCCACUGUUCCCUGGGAUCACUUCCCAAAUUUACAUAUGUAAGCUUUUGGCUCAGGCUCUGCUUAUAGGAGAACCAAGGAUAAAUCAAAGCAGUGAAGUAACACUGGCAGACAAAAAGAUGACUUCUAAGAUAAUUCUUUUGUUACUAUAUAUUUUAUGAAUGUCUAUAUUAAAAAAUCUUUUUUUUGGGUGAAAACAUUCCUGCUUAGAUUAGACCAAUUCCGUCAACUAUAAAACUGACAAUAUAUUCAGACUGU